Messenger RNA from Heterostelium album PN500, 1164 nucleotides. Its product is annotated as ankyrin repeat domain-containing protein. The transcript has a single exon. The coding region runs from base 1 to 1164 and encodes 387 amino acids. The record is from RefSeq and is a predicted model, not a curated record. Gene Ontology annotation, molecular function: protein binding. NCBI's taxonomy places the organism in Eukaryota, Evosea, Eumycetozoa, Acytosteliales, Acytosteliaceae.
AUGUCAAUACACAGUUUAACAAAUAUAUUUUAUUCAAAAGUCUUUAAUAAUAUAGUUAUUAGAAAUGAGAUAUUCAAUCAAGUUUAUUCAAUUAAUAAGAUGUUGUCAGAGUAUAAAAAAUCUUAUUAUCCAAUAAAAGUCUUUAGAUAUAAUCAAUUGUUAGAAUCACCAAAUGCUUUGAUUGGUAAUGACUAUCUUGAUUUAUUCAUUCAGUACUUAAAUGUUCAUGACUUUGAUAAAAAUAAGAUUCCAUAUUACUUCAUGUGGUCAGUCGAAUUUGGAAAUCUUAGAAUACUACAAUAUCUUUAUGCUUUGGUUUUAGAGAGAAACGAUGAAGCAAUCAUAAAGAUAAUGAAAACAACUAACCUGAUGGGUUCAGCCGCUUUCAAAUGCAACGUCAAUAUGUUGGAAUGGAUGAAACAGAACAAUACUUUGGAGAUAUUCAAAUGUUCACCAAAUGAUUAUGUAUUUUUGCCGUCUCAACAAAAUGGUUUAAAUACAAUGAAAUGGCUUCACAAUAAUCUUCAUCUGGAACUAGAUGAAAGCCAUGUGGAAGUUGCUGCUGGUUCUGGAAACCUCGAGACAAUGAUAUGGGUACUUGAGAACUACAAAGGGUUCCCAAUAGACUGGGCAAAGGUGGCCUUGUGUGUUGCAAGAAAUGAGCAUCUACAUAUACUUGAAUGGAUCAACGAACAUCAUCGACCUUCCGACCACCAAUUGUCUGCUCUAGAUGGUUUAGUUUAUAACCUCUGUACGAAGAAACAUUGUGGAGCAAUCGAUUGGAUUCAUAAGAAUUGGAAAGCUGUCAACUUCAAUCAUAACUAUGAUCAAGUUGCAAUGUCGGGAUCACUAGAAUUAAUACGUUGGAUACAUGAAAAUCUGUCAGAAACAAACACAGAACCUGUAUUCACAGUGAAAGCUAUGAACAAUGCAGCUCGUUUCAAUAGUUUGGAGGUUGUAGAGUUCCUCCAUUACAAUCGUACUGAAGGAUGUAAUGGUUUAGCAAUACACUAUGCAGCAAUCAAUGGAAGAAAAGACAUAGUCGAGUUUCUCUUGUCAAAAGGAUACGAGAGUGAUAUGUUGGCCACCACCAUUGAGGAAACUGAAAGAAAAGGUUAUCCAGAGAUUGUUACUUUAAUAAACGAGCAUCUUUCGAAAAAAUAA